This is a messenger RNA of Chroicocephalus ridibundus (black-headed gull), 5462 nucleotides long. RefSeq names its product serum response factor binding protein 1 (gene SRFBP1). Lineage: Eukaryota; Metazoa; Chordata; Aves; Charadriiformes; Laridae. The record is from RefSeq and is a predicted model, not a curated record. Bases 130 to 1437 code for a protein of 435 amino acids. Gene Ontology annotation, cellular component: nucleus; 90S preribosome. Gene Ontology annotation, biological process: maturation of SSU-rRNA. The transcript has 8 exons.
GGCACGGCGCAUGCGCGGGGUUUCGCUUCGCGCUGCCGCUGCAGCGGCGUGGGGAGAGCUCGGAGGGGCGGCGGCGCCGGCCGGGCCGGGACGGGGGCCGGCGGAGCUCUGCGGUCAGGGGCCGGCGCUAUGGCUCCCGUGCUGAACCUCAACAACGAGGUUGUGAAGAUGAGAAAAGAUGUGAAGAAGGCCAGAGUCCUGACUAUUCGCAGACUAACCAGACACAUCGGGAAAUUAAAGUUGAAAAAGGGUCCAGAAGACUUGAAAUUAAAGAACCAAAAACGAGUUGAGAGAUUAAUAGAAGAAAUACAUGCCAUGAAGGAAAUAAAGCCAGAUGAAGUUACCAGACUUGCUCUUAGGACAGAAGUUAAUUUUGAAAGUGUCUGCAGAAAGCCAAAUUGUACUGCAACUGAGCGAGCCAUUGCAAGACUUGCAACACACCCCAUCUUGAAACCCAGAUUUGUUGAGCUUAAAGCUGCUGUAAAAGCUUUUAAGGAUGAAAGAAAGGACACAGCCAAAGCCACUCCUUCAAAAAAGGCUAAGUCAGAAGAACAGCCUAAAUCAGCACAAGAUUUCAAUAGCAAUUUGGAUGACCAAGCUCUUAAACUAGCUCAAAACCAUCAAGGACACAAACCAAAAAUGAGUAUGAAAAGAGAAACUGACAGGGUGGCUGAAGAACUUCAUGAGAGUGAAGCUGAGCAGAAAACUGUGGAAAUGGAGAGUUAUGCUCCGGAAGAAUCUUCAUUUCAGGCAGUAGAAAUGCAAGCAGUCACUCAGAAUAAAACAGAAAAGAAAACUGGCUAUCAAAAAAGCAAAGAAAAUAUAAGCAUGAACAAAUUAAGCACCUUAAAAAAAAAAAUUAGUCAUGGUAGUGGUCAGGAACAUCCUAAUGAGGAAGAAUACUUUGAUGAUAGUACUGAAGAGAGGUUUUAUAACCAGUCAUCGGAUUCUGACAGUAACAGCAGUGAUGAUUUCUUCAUUGGCAAAGUAAAAAGAAAGAAAAAGAUAGCAGCCGAUACUGGUCUUUCUUCAGCAAAAGAAAAGGAUAGACUUCAGGAAAACAUAGUGAAGAAAGGAAAGAACACAGUGCCUGGGACAGCGCAAGGUUUGAUCAUGGAAGAAGGAAAGCCACAUGCAAAAGCAAGCAAGCUCGAAUCAAUGUUCUGCAGUUCUUUGUCUACCUCUGAUCAGAAAUCUCAACACAGAAGAAGAAAUACUAAAGACCAGCCUCUCAAAAAUGGAAGAACAGCUCUUCUUAAAAAGGAACAACAGCUCAAGAAGCAACCAUUUGCAAAAGCUGCAGAUAUUAAAUGUGACAAUAAGAAAGCACGUUUGGAGCAGCCUCUUCAUCCGUCAUGGGAAGCAAGCAAGAGACGCCGGGAGCAAAUGUCUCAAAUUACAGCAUUCCAAGGAAAAAAGAUUAAAUUUGAUGACUAGACUAUAUGUAAAUUCAGAUUUUUAAAAAAAAGUAUCUUGCAGAUUUGCAUCCUGUGGUAUUUUCUUAGGAAGUAACAACUGCUGUUUGAACAUUUUUGUUGUACUGUCCUUAUCCUUUGCAACAUAUAAAAUAGCAACUGCUAGAACUUAACCAUCUGUUAAUAAUGCAGAUUGCUUCGUUUAUUCAGUGUGCUGUCUGUUGAUUAGUGGAUGGUCAUAUGGUGUUGGUUCAUAUGUUUCAUUACAUAGUGCCGCCAUUUAUGAAAUACACCCUAAUGUGCAUGAAUGUUUUUUAGGAACAUCAGUUGUGCACUAUAGGAAUAGUACAGAUUUUCUUGGUGUAAAAAUGUGCUUCAAACUGUAUGAGGACUUGGUUGUCAAAAGAGAGGGGGAUAUACAAAAUAUUGAGGUGAUAAUCCUAGGACUAUAUUUUCAGAUACAUCUCAACUGAGAAAAAUUAAGAGAUUCUUAAACUUGAACAGACUUCACAAAUUCACAAAUGUAUCAUGUAGCUGAAAAAGCUGAUCAGUAGUAUGCACAAUAUGAAAACUUCUGGAGAGCAAUAAAAUAUUGGCCUGUUAAAUUAUGAUCUCUGUCCUUUGAUUAUACAGCCGAUUUGAAGAACUGAGAGUCUUUAAUACUGUUGUCCUGGUGGGUGUAUCUGGGUGCUCCAACAUGCCUGUCUUGCACUUUCUGAAAGAAAGCUGAAAAACUGAAAAAGCUCUUUGUACACUAAGAAACAUCUGACUUUUAAGUGCAAUUCUGAGUUUGGGAGUUCAUUUGGUUGGGAUAUGAGGUAAAACCUUCAUUGUAUUUUUCUUCAGGGGACUUUUCUACUGCUUUAAUUGAAACAAGUUCUGAACUUUUAAUUAAUCUUUAACAGUGUUAUUUAAAUAUAGUUACAUUUCAUAAUCUUGUAUCUUUCAUAAUCAAAUUAAUUCAGAACUUGGUAAAUGACUGCAGUGGGUGUAAGAGAAUACACUGUACAAUUCAUGUAUCAUUUUGUAAUGCCUAAGAAUAGCCCCACCAGAGACCAAAUUCCAUCUAGCCUAAUACCUUCAACAAUAGUCAAAAAAGGGAUUCUUUAAGCAUAGGGAUAGAGGAAGCACGCAGUGAUACAUCAUCCAACUUCCAACUCAGCUUCAUUGAGCUUCCAGUUUUAUAGGUCAGGGACAGCUUAUGAUAUUGUAGCUUAUUGUGUUUAAUAAUCCUCAUUGGAUUUCUUUUCUGCAGAUUCGUCUGCUCUUAAAUCCAUGUAAACUUGUGGAAUCUGUAAUCCCUCUAAGGGGAUCCCUUCCUAUGUAUUACACUCUUACGAAAAACAGUCUUUUUGUAUGUCUCAGCAAAGAAGGCCAGCAGCCUCCUGGGCUGCAUUAGAAGAGUGUUGCCAGCCAGAGGGAGGUGAUCCUUGCGUGGUACUCGGCACUGGUGAGGCCACAUCUGAAUGCUGGGUCCAGUUCUGUACUCCCCAGUACACGAGGGACAAGGACAGACAAAAUGAAUCUAGCAAAGGGUGACCGAGAUGAUUAAGGGGUUGAAGUAUAUGACAUAUGAGUAGAAACUGAGAGAGCUGGGACUGUUCAGGAGAAGGGAAGGCUCCAGGGAUCCUGUCAAUGUGUAUAAAUAUGGGGGAGGUGUGGAGAGGGCAGUGUAAAGAAGAUUGCCAGUGCUAUCAAGUGGCAGGACAAGAGGCAAUGGGCACAAAUUGAAAUACAAGAACUUCUGCUUAAACAAGAAAAACCUUUUUUCACUGUGAGGGAGAUGGAGCACUGGCUCAGGUGCUCAGGGAGAUUGUGGAGUUUCUGUCCUUGGAGAUACUCAGAACCUGACUGGACACAGUCCUUGGACAGUGGAUUUGAACUGAAUGAUACCCAGAGGUCUUUUCCUACCUCAUCAACUCCUUGUGAGUUUGUGUGCUUAGGACAGAGUCACACAAUGACUCCCUAACCAUCAGCAGUUCCACAGGAAGUUAUUGGAGGUGUCUAAAAUCUGUAGUCAUUGUUUAAUACCUCACUGUAUUCCACACAGUCAUUGUUUAAUGCCUCCCUGUAUUCCACUUGGGAUGACAUUAGAGUCAAAUGGCAGGAACAGGUUAGGUUUUUUAAUGUAGUGUAACUCUGUCGCUGGUAUGGCCACCUCUGUCUUCUGCUGACUUUGUAUCUUGUUAUUUGUAGCCCAGCAAUUUCUGCCUAUUCUCCCAUGCUGAGUUAAAUUCUUGAAGGCUAAACGUUCCAGUUGUUCCAUGUUGUGUUACUAUCUAGGCAUGUCUUUGCCCCGCUCAGUUAGGCUUUCUUUUCUGCAUCCUAAACAAAUGUAAUUGUAUGUAGUAGUGUCUUCCUGAAUGGCAUUGCCACUCAGAGGAAUUAGAAAUUCAAAUAACCUUCUAUCUUCCUUUCGUGUUUUUUUGUUGUUAUUUUCAGUGUACCAUAUGGAACAACAUUUAAGGACAGAAGCAUCAAAAUAAAACAUGGAAAGAGGUUUACUAUGGUUUUGUAGGGAUCGAUCAUAUUUUGUAGAAAAAGCCAUGCAUUUACCUGUUAUGUACAAGCUCUUUGAGUUUUCCAGAUGCAAAUGCUAAUCCUUAACGCUUUAAAUAAAUGAAUAACUAGCCAAAUGCUACACCAAAAAUAUAUUUGGUAUGUGAAUUCUCUGGUUCCAAUAAAAGGCAAGAAAAAUUUAAGUAGAUGUCAUCAGCUAUAAGACAGUUUUUCAUAGAUAGCUUAUCUUCCUUUUAUCAGAUGUGCAUCCUAUUUUAAGAGUUGAUUCACAGUAAAGUCCAAAAAGUUAAAGACUGCAAAUAGUUUGAAAAAAAAACCAAACCAGACUCUUUCAGGAGCUUAUGUUCUAAAGUGUUUUUCUGCAUGUGCUUUGAAAUCUAAGAGCAUUGGUUUAUCUUGGCAUUUUAGCAAGUUUCUUACUCCAUUCUUACAGCUGUAAUUUGUGGCCAUAGAAUUCUUCCUGAAGGAAGCCUGACUUAUCAAAACAUCUCUUUUUUGUCUUCAAAAACACUUCUGAGCUCUUACUUUAAAGAAAAGAAAAAAGAUAACAUACACUGAAUGUGAAUGAGAGAAGAGAGAUUAGAUUACUGGCAUUGCUUCAUAUUUCAGUGGGUCACUACUACUUUUAGCUGGUGCUUAGUGACUCACCUGGGUCACAGCCUUAAUGCGCUAUACAAAUGAGUAGUGAUGGUUGAGACUUGAUAAUAUUUUUUGUGUGGAACUGGGCAGCUUUUUGGGAACUGAUAAACCAACUGAACUUGCCUGGAGGUUGUUGAUAAAGUUCAGAACAUUUUCUCCUCACUAUAACAACAUAACAUUUUCAAUAUAUACAUGACUUUAACAUAACUUGUAUCCGUAAUGCUGUUUAGACAGACACCUCUCACAAAGUACUACCAAUUUAUUUUUAUAGUGGUACGGAAAGUUAUAUUAUUCUGUGAUGAUUAGAUACAAAAAACCUUGAGAACCGUGCUUCCCAGUUCAGUAACAUGCCAUAGAAGAAAUGUUCUCAGUUGCGGUACAUACCAUCAGAUACUACUAGAAUGCUUCAGCUGCACAAUUUUUUCGCUUCAGACUUACUGACAAAACAAUCUCAGAUUUUUCAGUAUCUUUUCAGAGUCAAUGUUAGUUUAAAUAAAUACGAUUUAAGAAAAAAAAAAAAAAGACGGGUGUACUAUUGAUAGCACCAGUUUGAAGAUUUCCAAACAGGCAUAAAUAUUUCAUCAGUUUUUAUGGACUGAUUAAGUCAGGAGGAACAGGGCUUGAAUGAGAAUUCAGUUACAGCAAUACUUUCUUAACCCAAAGUAUUGGGCUUCUUUCUAAUCGUAGACUGGUGAUAGAUCAUUUUAAGAUUCUAGGCAGGUGAUCUAAUAUGAAAAUGAGAUAGCAGAAUAGCAGGUAGAAGGUAUUUGGAAGCUAGGAGAUGCUUUAUUUUCAAUAAAUUUGAAUAGACUUUCUGCAAUAAUUGUAUGCAUUUUUGACUACAGUUUUGUAUUUGCGUGGAUUCUGAUCCACACCACGUUCUGCACU